Molecule: messenger RNA, 6035 nt
Organism: Egretta garzetta (little egret)
Lineage: Eukaryota; Metazoa; Chordata; Aves; Pelecaniformes; Ardeidae
Gene: MIA2
Product: MIA SH3 domain ER export factor 2
Exons: 29
Coding region: 1870-6030 (1386 amino acids)
Biological process (GO): endoplasmic reticulum to Golgi vesicle-mediated transport; protein secretion; vesicle cargo loading
Cellular component (GO): endoplasmic reticulum membrane; endoplasmic reticulum exit site
Molecular function (GO): protein binding
Source: RefSeq, a predicted model, not a curated record
ACUUAGUAUAUAUAGAGAGCCCCCAAUAUAAAUUUCUUGUAUAUUCCUUCUCACCAAUCUGUCCUAAUCUGUAGAGAUUUGGGAAUGAAAAAAAAAACCCACCCAUCCUACUUUUUUGCUCACCAUGUUCCUUUGCAUUUGUCAUGUUUUAGCCACUUGGUAUUCCAUUUCUUCCCUUUCACCUCCUACAGAUAAACCUAGAGGACCCCAGGGAAGGUCCCAGAUCAUUGACCCUCUAAGCAACACAAGACCCAGGGAAGUGAAGGGGAGAGAAUGUUGAUGCUGGGCAUGGGGCUGCACCAAAGCUAGUCAGGAGUGAGGAGUCGGGGGCGCUGGUCUACAGCAUGUUUUCCCUGGCAUAGAAGACAGCUAUCUGGGUGGAUUACCGAACAGCAGGGGCAGCUGGUGUACUAGGUCAUAGGAUAGGGCUGUCUGACUACCAGGUCAUGUGGUGAAGGAAGGGGCCAAAGUGUUAGAUUGCAACUGGAGGACAUGUCAUCUACUGCGUGGGGAGUUUUUUGUUUACAGGACAUUGCUGGUUAAUGUGACCCUGGCUCACUUGGUGCCCGCUCUCCCAGCUUCCAGUAGAUGGUCUGUUUGCUGCCUCAGUAGACUGGGCCAAGCACCAGUGUCUGGCAGGUUUGAGUUGUGGAGCAGGAGGGAGGGGGAACUAUGCUGCAAGUAGGAUACAGCUUAGGAUCACGGAAAGAGAAAGCAGAGCAAAUUCUGUGUGAGUCAUGCUCAGGACUGAAGGAGGGGCAGGCCUCCUAGGAAGCAUAUGACUGCCGAUGUUAUCAGGUUGGAAGGAAUGUGCAGAUUCUUGGGCGUGCUAUCAAGAAGGGAGAGAGAAGAGGCUACCUCAUACAGGAGGGUGGGAAAGGAAAGGUGAAGCCCCUUCUGUGGGUAAAGGAGACACACUGUGCUUUGGUCACCGAGGAAGAGCAGGGCAAUGACGUGAAGCCUUUGAAGCAAAGCUUAACUUGUAACGCAAGCCUCCCUGCAUAAUCACUACUUUAGUAUUUGAGAAAACAUUAUUUCUAACUCCAUAUUGGAUAAUAGGUUGCUAAGAGGAUAUUCCUUAAAAAGCAGGACAUAUCAUCUGCUUGGCUUUGGUAUAUUGCUCUGUGAUAUAUGAUGUAGAGAUAGCAUAUGGAUUUUCUAGUUGUCUUAAGAGCCUGAAAACUGACAAGCACCUUUAAAAGACUUUGGAGUCGAGUAAGUAAUGCUAAAGGAUUGUACUUAGUAUCAAGGGCAUGAGAAAACUCAAAAAAAGCACGUGGAAAAAAUUUUUUGAGUUCCCAAUGACCACCUAUAAAUAAUCUAAAAUAUACCAGUACACAAAAAAUAUAGGUUAUUAAACAAAAAAAGCUAGAAAAUUGUCAGUAGCUAUAUUAGCAAUCAUGCAAAUCGAUAUAAGCAUAAAAUUGAUAGUCCUUCUUAAAAUCAGAUGGAAUAUGUAUAUUAAAAAUGCAUUCAUAAUCCAGAAAAAAUCCUAAUACAACUCUUGUUGACUUUCCCCUAACACAGUGUUCCACAAACUCAGCACAAAAGAACCUAAAGGCUAAAUAGGUAAAUAGAAGCUAAAUUUUGAUGUGACCAGAACUAGUUUCUUUGUAUUCAAAACAUCAGUUUAGCUAUCAGAACAUAGUUAAUUAUUAAACAUGUGUGUGUAAUCAGGACACCUGACUUUGCAGAUUGUUAGUAGGCUAGCAUAGUGUACUUCUGUUUACGCAGAUGAGGGAAGAAAAACGGGAUUAUAAGUUUGUUUGCAAUGUUUUGUUAGGCUAAGAAAAAUAAUGCAGAAUAUUCUUGCUAACCGCACGUGUAUGCAGUUUCCACAGUUCCAGUGCAUUCUAGAUUUAAACUAAAAUGUUAAGGAUCUUGGAUCAAAGAAUUUUGCUGUUAGGAAUUUCAUUUUUAACAAGCCUGCAGAGUACAAAGGUACUUUCAGAAUGGAAGAAGUGUGGUGAUCGGGAAUGUGAGACGGCAAUGAGCAGAGUUCAAGCCACUGCAGACUACACAGGGCCUGAUUGCCGGUAUCUUAACUUCAAAACAGGGGAAGAGAUAAUGGUAUACUCCAAACUUUCAAGGAAAAAUGAAAACUUGUGGACAGGAAGUAAAGGAAAGGAUUUUGGAUAUUUCCCAAAAGAUGCUGUGAAGGUUGAAGAAGUUUUUAUUGCAGAAGAAGUUGAAGUGCUCACUAAGGAAACUGAUUUCCUUUGUCUUCAUGGAGACAAGUACGCUUUUGAAAAUGAAGAUAGCGCAUUACAUGAUCACAACAAAGAAAGUAAAUAUUCAUCAUCUGAUGCAGAAUCAAAGCUGCACGAAAAUGAAGUCUUAAAACAUUCAAGAGACUCCAUGCAAGAAGAAGAAAGAGUUGUCUCGGUUUCUGAAAAUGAUUCCAAGGAAUCUCACGCUCAGGAGGAGUCAGCAAGCAAAAAGUCGGUUAGAAAAAAUGAGAACAGAAAAGGUCAUACUGAAGAGCCACAACUUCAAACCAGUCUCCCACUAGAACCCAUCCCAACUCAGUCUAGUUGGAUUGCAGGAUGGUUCACCACAGAAAGUAACAAUGAUGAAGAGCCCUUAAAAGCCAUUACUGAAUCUUCAGAAGAAAAUACAUACAGAGGCAGAAAAAUAGUGGUAACUGCUGAAAAUGACUUACAGGAGCCAAAUGAUAAGGAGGAACAAGAACCCCCAGCAUCUGUUUGGUUUCAAGGUGGACUGACAGACUUUCUGUAUUUUGGUGAAGAGAAUGCGGAUGUUGGUUUGGCAUCAGAAGAAAAUGAUCCACAAAUAAUCCAUGAUGUUUCUGUUGUGCCUGGACAUUCCAAUAAUGAACAUGAAACAGCAGUCACAGAGUUACUGACAGAAGAAGAAAAGAGUGAAAGCCAAGAAUCCAAAUCAAAUUGGUUUAAUUUGGGUUUAAGUAAUGUUCUUAAUUUCGGCCAUGUUGACAAAGAUACAAUUGCUAUAGAAGACCAGCAAAGCAGAGAAACAGAGGAUGAAACAAGUAAGGAUGAAGAAGUACAGACUUCAGACCAGGAAGAAUUGCACAUGGACAAAGAAUCAAAGGAGACGGUUAAAGCAGUGACAGAUGAAGAGAAUUAUGCACAAGGAAUAAUAUAUUCAAACAGUAACAUGCCAAAUCCUGGGGAGAUACCAGCAAGUGUGCACACUCUUAAUUACACCAGAAGCACCUCAAAAAGCUCAGAAUCAUCUUUUGAUAUACUAACAGGUGACAAAGAGAAGCCAAUUGAACCUUACAGUUCAGAACAAGACUUAGUAUCAGAAAGCCAACUGCUGAAAAACACUGAAGCUAAAAAGAGAAAUCAUGAGUCAGAAAGCAAACACGGUCAGUCAGGACUAGGCAGUAGAAGAAAGCUACUAGAAGAAACACCAGAGAAGGAACACGAAAUGGAUGCAGCUGUAGUCAGUGAACGUGACAGUGAACAACAUUCAAAAGCAAUAGCAAUUCCUUCAGUAAAUUCUGAAGAAAACAGGGACAGUUCAGUAGUUGACUCUCCAUUUGAUGUCAAAAAGCCUUUCUCAGAUGCCAUCCAGAACUACGUGCCAAGUAAUGAAGGAGGCUGGAUGUAUCAGAUACUUCUGUGCCUGAAUGCUCUUGAGAUCGGGGAAUCGAUAAAAUCUGUAUUUUCAGCAGUGAUGAGAAUUAUCAAAAAGGCUGUGGCUUCAUUGCCUGAAGAUAUGAGACCUGGUCCUGAUCUGUAUGGUUUCCCGUGGGAAAUAGUGAUUUGCGCUGGCAUUGUUGGAGGCUUUACAAUUCUCUUGUUCCUGUAUAGAAGUUAUCAAUCAGUUAGAAGUCGACUUUAUGUAGGAAGGGAAAAACAGCUUGCCAAUAAAAUUGCUGAACUGGUUGAAGACAAAUGCAAAAUUCUUGAAAAACUCAGCCUUUGCAAAAAAGAGUUUGAAGAUUUAGAAUUGUCUCUGAAGGAUGAUAACGUUAUUAAAGAACCAACAGACACAUCUUUUUUUGAGGAAAUGCAUGAAAAACUGCACAAGUCAAACUUGGAACUCAACCAAGAAAUAGAGAAUCUAGAAAAAGAACUGGAAGAAGAAAAAUCUAAGCAAUCAGAAAAUGAUAACUUGGUGGCUGAAAUUCAGAAGAGAGUGGAGUCUUUAGAGAAUGAAGCAAAAUCUAUCCAGUCACAAAUUGAUGAGGCCAAGUCCACCCUAAAAGUAUAUCGGAUUAAUACAGAGCGACUCAAGACAUCCAUUCAAGAUGCAGUAGAUGAAAACUGCCAUCUCCAGGACAGUGAGAAACAGCUUUUACGAGAAGCUGAAGGAUGGGAUGAACGAUUUGGUGAACUAAAUGAACAAACUAAGAUGUUUGAAUCGUCUAAAGCAGAUACAGAAGAAGUCUUGAAAAAUAAAGAGAGUCAAGUCAAGUCACUGACACAAUACUUACUGAAGAUGAAAGACUGGAGUUCAGCAAUAAGAGAAGAUGAUGAUGCUGAAGAUAAUCACUGGGACACAGAUAUAAAGGGUGAAACAGAGAAUGGAGAGCAUUUAGAUGAUCAGCAAAAACGAACAGUAAAGAAAUUGAUCUAUGCUGCAAAGUUAAAUGCUUGUUUAAAGACUCUGGAAACAGAAAGAGAUCAAAUGUAUUCAAAACUGUCUGAUGAAAAUAAAGCUAAAGGAGAACUUACAGAACGUAUAGAAAACCUUCAAAGCCAACAAGCUUCCUUGCAGUCUGAAAAUGAACGUUUUGAAAGUGAAGUUCAAAAGCUUCAGCAGAAACUUAAAGUAAUGACUGAGCUUUAUCAAGAAAAUGAAAUGAAACUACACAGGAAGCUGACAGUAGAAGAGAGAGAACGCCUACAGAAGGAAGAAAAGCUUUCUAAAGUAGAUGAAAAAAUUAAUCAUGCUGCUGAAGAACUAAACAGCUACAGACAGCGAGCAAAAGAUCUUGAAGAAGAGCUAGAAAGAACCAUUCGUUCUUAUCAGAAUCAGAUUACUUCGCAUGAGAAAAAAGCUCAUGAUAAUUGGCUGACAGCCCGAGCUGCUGAAAGACACCUCAAUGAUAUAAAAAAAGAAAAUGCACAUAACAGACAAAAAUUAACUGAAACAGAAUUUAAACUUGACCUUUUAGAAAAAGAUCCUUAUGCUCUUGAUGUUCCAGUUAGACCAUUUGGCAGAGAGCAUUCCCCAUAUGGACCCUCACCAAUGGGCCGGCCUUCAUCUGAAACAAGAGCUUUUCUUUCCCCUCCAACUUUAUUGGAGGGUCCUUUAAGGCUUUCACCUAUGCUUCCAGGUGGAGGAGGAGGAAGAGGAUCCAGAGGACCAACUGCCAUGUUUGAAGCUGGUAAUGAAAGAGGAGAGCUGAGUUCUGAUAGAUUAACUGAUCCUCACAGACCACCGUCAGAUACCGGAUCCCUGUCUCCUCCUUGGGACAGGGAACGCAGGAUAAUUCUGCCUCCACCAGUUGAGCCUUACACUGAUCCAGUUCUUCCUCCUCGAAGACAAGAAAGAUUUUUCCCUAAUCCUCCAAAUACUGGAAGACUUUCCGGACCAGCAGAACUACGAAGUUACAGCGUGCAGUCUUUUGAUAAAACAGAUGGACAAACGUCUUCAGAAAAUAGCCCACGAGCAGAACCAAGUGGAGAUGGGAUGAAAGAUCUUUCUAAUCUUAGUAACUCGCUACCUGAGCAGUCGCUGGCAUCUGAAAGCGAAACCAUCAGUUCAGGGUUUGCUCCUCCACCUUUCCCUCCAGUCAGACCUCCACUGAUGCCUGUGGAUCCCAGAGCACCUUUCAUGAGACGAGGACCUCCUUUUCCUCCUCCUCCUCCCGCCGGCAUAUACGGACCACGUGAAUGUUUUCCAGUACGAGACUUUGGGCUUCCACGUCCUCCGCUGCCGAUGAGAAAUCCGUUCCCAAUGAGAUCGUACCCUCACUAUCCACCUCACCGACCUGGAUUUCUGCCUCCACCACUACCACCUGAAAAUAGAGUUGAGCCACCUCAGUCAAACCCAUCAGCCGCAGAACAACCAGAACCACAGCAAGAGACUUGACAGAG